Molecule: messenger RNA, 1335 nt
Organism: Lactuca virosa
Lineage: Eukaryota; Viridiplantae; Streptophyta; Magnoliopsida; Asterales; Asteraceae
Source: the annotation of a GenBank genome assembly
AACGUUCAUCACCUUUCCCCUGUUUUUGAACCUUCAAUUCACCCAAUCCUACGACAAUCUUCCCCCUUCAAGCCUCUGCAAACCUGCUUUCAUCUUGAUAAUUCAAGCUCAAAAACCCGAAUUAAUAACCAAAUCAAAUCCUGGGUUUCCUUUUCAACACCUCCAAUUCCCAUUUUGUCAAUCUGAAACAACAAUUCAGAGUGGCGGAAUGGAGUAUUUCCAGAGGGCAAAAGCCGUCCGGCUACGGAGCCACCACCGGAAGUACCUAUUAGCAGAUGACGACGGCGAACACGUGAUCCAAGACCGGCAAGGCACAUUCAAGAACGCGAGAUGGAAGGUUGAAUUCGACGAUAAAUACGACAAUGUGAUCAGGUUAAAAUCGUGUUUUGGCCGGUAUCUCACCGCUUCCGAAGAUCCACACAUCCUCGGCGUCACCGGUCAAAAAGUCAUUCAAAGUGUUCCCCGGAAAAUUAAUUCCUCCGUCGAAUGGGAACCGAUUCUAGAAGCUUCAAAAGUCCGGCUCAAAACCCGAUACGGGAAUUAUCUACGAGCUAACGGCGGAGUUCCUCCAUGGAGAAAUUCGAUUACACAUGAUAUUCCUCAUCGGCAUCGCAAUUGGAUCUUAUGGGAUGUUGAAAUCGUUGAAAUUAGGCUUCAUCCACCAAAACGGAAAUCAGAUCCGUCCUUGGAUCUCGAUCUGGAUAGUUCAUCUUUUCAUCUCCUAUCCUGCCCCUUCCCUAUGGGGAGCGAUCCGAAUUCCGGGAAUUCGAAGAACGAAGGGAGGAUGAUUUAUUACAAAUUGGUGGAUGAUGAUGGCGAGAUUUAUGAUGAGGAAGGAUCGUUUCUGUUUAAGGGUAACACUAUAGAGGACUUGACUCAAAAUUUGGAGGAAGAAACAGAACUGGAGAAUAUUACUGUGUGUUCACGCAACCCUUUGAACGGCAGACUUUAUCCCCUCCGGCUAGCUCUGCCGCCGAAUAACACAACGCUGAAUAUUAUUGUAGUUCCUGAAACCUCCAAAGCUGCAAAGGAUUUCCAGACGAUUUAACCAUGGUGAUUGCAGGCUACUAAUAUAUCUGCAUAUGUGAUGUGUUUAUAUCGAAGAUAGACAUGAAUGAAAGCAAAUCGCAUAUGUGAUGGGUUUAUAUCGAAGAUAGACAUGAAUGAAAGCAAAUCGUUUGAAACCAAGAGUGAUUCCUAGCUAAAAACACAAUGAUUCAUUCGUGGAAACUUUGAUCCAAAUCAAAUUUUGUAACAUCAAACGCAUUUGAUUUCGUUUUUUAGAAACUAAUCGUAUAACUUGUGUUAACUGUCUUCUUUCCCCGAUAAGCAUUU